UCUCAAAGCCGACCAAUCCAUUUCUCCCGGUAAACGUCAACAGCAGCGCAUUUAUCUUGAAUCAUACGACAUACGUCCCAACCGCCUUGCCAGCGACUCGACACUUCAACUCAGCCCCCAUACGAAUUGACCUGCCCGAUUAACAGUCAAAAUGGCCUCCUUCAUCGCCCGCAGGUCGUUCAGCACCACCCUCCGUCGUCUGACCGAGGACCAGAGCAAGAAGGCUCUCCGUCAGGAGGAAAGGCGCAACCCCGAGAUUUAUAUUAUGGGUGGUGUUGUGGCCUGCGCUGUCGCCGGCGCUGCUUUCUACUUUGGCAGCUCCCCUACCAAGUCCACCUCCGAGAGCCAGAUCGCCAAGGCCGGAGCUCCCUGGGAGACCAACGGCUCGGGUGCCUACCGCUAUUACCCCGGCGGAGACCGCAAGAACGAGCCCAAGGACGCGCCUAGCGCUGUCAAUGUCGUCGUCGUUCCCGAAGUCACCGUUUCCAAGGAGCUUCACGAGAGGUUCAACAAGUGGGGUAAGGAGGGCUACCCUUAGACUGCCUAGGCUGGAGCUGUAAAACAGGAUGUUGGCUGUUGGUGAAGAGACUGGCGGUGCAAGCACCGCAAACAAUCAAGUGUGAAAUUCCAUUUGUAGAUAAAAGGUAGAAGGACGGAUGGUUAGGAGCAUCACCCACUCCCUUUUGGCUCUCGUUCCAUUGCCGUAAACGUGACUGACACCGUCUCGGCGCCCCA
This is a messenger RNA of Sodiomyces alkalinus F11, 735 nucleotides long. RefSeq lists its product as hypothetical. NCBI's taxonomy places the organism in Eukaryota, Fungi, Ascomycota, Sordariomycetes, Glomerellales, Plectosphaerellaceae. The transcript has 4 exons. Bases 152 to 538 code for a protein of 128 amino acids. The record is from RefSeq and is a predicted model, not a curated record.